AUGUCUCCUACCUCUCACCCCCCGCCACAAUCUAGGAGAAAUAAAAGAUUACUCGUGCGACAUCCUUUUAAUUUGGACACCCCACUCGCAUAUUUCUUUCAUCCCAAGGUUCAUGUCCCAAAGGAUCAUGUCCAGAGCCCCAUGGAUCGAGACAGCGACUUGGAGGAUGAUACCUCCAUCUUUGUGGGGAGACGACAUGAGUUGACUGAAAAAUUGGAGGAGCACCCGUACGAUUUAUUACUUUACCUCGAGCGAGCGAGCGUCUAUAGCGAUUUGGGAUAUCCGGAUUUGGCCGCCGGUGAUAGUUAUAGGGCUUUGUUGUUGUGUGAUGAGUUGAAGGAUGAGAGUUUUGAAUAUCAUGAACAAGCUUUGGAAACGUUUAAAUCACGACUUGCGGAUGGCUUUUCGGACGGUUUGUUAAAAAGACAUGUUUUGGGGUUGGCAGAUGCAGAUACAGAUGAUGAUGUUAUUGGAGGAAAGGGAAUUGAGAAGCUUAAUCUUGAUGUGGAUGAGGUGGAUGAUGAAGUUUACAUGCGGAUUGCGGAUAAAGCAGCGUUGCGAUGUUUUCGAAAUCUCUCCUUGAGUCUUCUGCUUUGCGGAUGCUUGAAGAGCGCUUAUGAUUUCUGUAGCAGGGGACUAAAAGUUGCUCCCGAUGAUGAGGAAUUGAGUCAAGUGAAGGAUUAUGUUUUCAAUAUGGCGAAGAGAAGGUUAAAGACAGAUGAGGUGGAUAUAUCCGAGUUGCCAGAUCAAGGCUUGGUACGACGCGAAAUAUAUCCUUGGAAUAACCACGAACCGAAUCGUUUCUCGCAAGAAACUCUCGACUUUUUGAACCGGGAAUUAAGAGCUUCAUCUUCCAAGAUUGAAGUGCGGGCUGUUGAAUUACCUACACUUGUGGAAGUGGCUAUUGUCACGGAUGAAGAUGGCAAUCUACCAACUACCAAGCAGUUGGGACUAUUCGCAACAGAAGACAUACAACCAGGCGAAACGGUUCUUGAUGAGGUUUCUGUUCUCACCGUUAAUAAUCGUCUCAAAGAUGCACUUUGCGAUGCCUGCAGCACAGUCUUACCACCAUUGAGCAAAAAUAGUACGGUAGUAGGAUGUCCUGACUGCUAUGACAUCAUGUUCUGCAACGAAUCCUGUCUCAAUCUCGCACUAGCGACAUAUCACCCCGCCACUUGCGAAACAGACGUCGACACCAUCUCCAAAGAUCCAGAUCCAAAAGAAUCACCCAAUGCUCUCUAUCUCCUCCUCCUCGCUCGCACCUUGGCCAUGUCCGCCACUCAAGAAGUGCAUCCUCUGGAUCUCAAAGAGGUCAAAUACAUCUGGGGCGAUUUCCUCGAUUCCGAUUUCAACGCAGUUCCCAUCUCUCCCAGGUCCGAACCUCCACCCGUCUGGACUCUCCCGUUUUCUUUUUCAAGCAAUAUCUCGACUCCGCUUCAUAUCCUCGAAAAAAUGGAUAUAGACAUUUUCGCCGAACUCGCCUCCUAUGAUCUCUGGAUCCUCAAUACCUUGUAUGGCAAAUUCCGCGGCACGGCAUCGGCGAGAGUUAAUCCCGCAACAGGUAUGCCGGAAGUGGCGGCGGUGCAUCCGUUGUGGUGUUUGGCAAAUCAUGAUUGCGAUCCGAAUGUGCAGUGGGAAUGGGGUGGACGAAUGAAAUUGUGGUGUAGAGAUGAGAGGAUUGUGGGGAAAGGGGGGAUCUCAAAGGGAGAGGAGGUUUGGAGUCAUUAUUGUGAUAUUGAGUUGCCUGUGCAGGACAGGAGGGAGUGGGCGGAGGGGAGUCUGGGGGGCUGGUGUAUGUGUGGGAGGUGUAGGAGGGAGGCGGGGGAGGAGGAUGGUGAGGUGGGAGGGGAUGGGGAUGGUGGGGUGGGAAAGAAAAUGGAAAAGGAAAAUGAGGGUAUUGGAUUUGGGAAUGGAAAUGGGCAUGGUAGUGAUGAGCCAACGGAUUUGGAUGGAAAAGUUGCAGGGAAUGGAUAUGUAGGUGAAAGACAACUCUACCCACCCACGAGAAAGUAA
Sclerotinia borealis F-4128 is the source of this 2013-nucleotide messenger RNA. The record is from the annotation of a GenBank genome assembly. Lineage: Eukaryota; Fungi; Ascomycota; Leotiomycetes; Helotiales; Sclerotiniaceae.